This is a messenger RNA of Hippocampus zosterae (dwarf seahorse), 5052 nucleotides long. It is a transcript of the gene znf800b, whose product is annotated as zinc finger protein 800b. The transcript is spliced from 12 exons. The coding region runs from base 1021 to 3660 and encodes 879 amino acids. The record is from RefSeq and is a predicted model, not a curated record. NCBI's taxonomy places the organism in Eukaryota, Metazoa, Chordata, Actinopteri, Syngnathiformes, Syngnathidae.
GAAGUGUGACUUAAGUGGAGACUCAUUUCGCCCUGCGCCGCCUGCGUGCGCUUUGUAUUGUGUUGAGACUCUCCCAUGUCUGUGCAGUUUAAUUUUUCAGUUUUUUGGUGUGACUAAGUCUCACUAGGUUAUGUCCACUUCUGAAGCGGUAGUUUAAAAAAUUACGAAUAUAAUACAGUACAUUAAAAAAAAUGAAGCUAAUGUUUAGAGUGACUGGCGAGCCCAAACCCCAUAAUAGAUUUUGAAAUACCCGCGUUUUUGUGGACAUAGCCUAAAGCAGCACAUACAGUACAAGCACCGCUUUCUCCCACAGGUUACUACGGCCCACCAAAGAACGUAUCAAUGCAAAUGCCCUGCAGACUUGAGCUGUUCUUCGUCAUCGUUGAAGCAUCCAUACUGGGCUGAAAUACCGCUGAAGGUUCCCGCGGUUGACCCCCUGGAAGCCCGAGCGGGACGGGGGGAAGAGAGGGUGCACCUUUGCGCAGAGACAGCCUCGGCGCCCGAGAGCCUCCUCCGGGUGCACAAAGGCAAGCGGCACGCAGUGCAACUUCGCUCGGCACGAGUGAACCGGCCACACCGAACACGCUCCGGGAUCCGCCACAUCGGCUCGCGAAAGCUCCUUCGACACACCGCCCUAGCAGCCCUCAUCCAGGAGAUACACGGUCCUCAACGUCAUUUUCAUCCAUCCAUCCCAUUUUCAACACCGCUGAACAGAGUCACGGAAGGGGGCGGUUGCUGGAGCCUAUUCUUGGUGACUUCGGGUGGAAGGCUAACCACAUCCGAACCGGUCGCCGGUCUGUCACCGGGCACAUAUAGAGACGAGCAGCCGUCCACAACCGUCACUGGGUGGGAGCGAAUCCCUCGCUACCGGCACACAAGUCAGGCGAGUGCACCACACCACCAUCAGUGACUUAAUUUUCAUCUCUGCUGUUGUUCACCACCCCACCUCCCCCUCACCUAAUGUGUCAUUUCUCAUGAUUCAGGUGAAGGCGCAGGCAGUGUACGCGGAGUCUCGGCACCAUGGUGAAGACCAAGUCAUCCGGGAGGAAGAGCUCUCACACUGUCCGCCAAGAGUCGCCUCAACCAGAUGCGGAGCAAAGUCCACACCGCGUCUCUGACCAGCCGUGCACUCCCGCGCCCACCGAAGAAGCGGCUAAAAAGCCCCCAGAAUCCCCAGUGGACGUUCAGGCGAAGGGCGACUGCUCCGCCCAAGCUAAGCCGCUGUGGAGGCCCAUCCCCCCUCUGCUCCCAGAGCCCGAUAAGGUCUCCGCCCCCGACACCGGGGACCAGAGCUGCCAGACCGAGGACUGGCUGCACCAGACCGCCGCUGGAACUCACCACGCAGGUCACUGCGUGGAGCCCGGAGACCCUCCCGUGCUCCAACAACCCCUGCACACUUCCAAAUCGGGGAUUCACCAGAUCAUUGAAUGUUUUCGUUCAGGCACCAGCCAGCUUCGGCACAUGCUUCUGAGGGAGGUGGACACCAUCUUUGAGUGCAAGGUGUGUCGAAGUCUCUUCCGGGGCCUGCCCAACCUCAUCACGCACAAAGAGUACUACUGCCUGUCACGUUUGCCCGAGUAUGACGGCGAUGACCGACAGAGCGUGGCCUUUCAGGAUUUGACCGACAUCAUCUACCACCGAGCGGACCGACAGGACUACGUGGUCCGACUUGAGCCCAUCCAGACCAGCAGCAAGGCCAUGUACCAGUACCUCACCACCGAGGAGGAAUUGGCUCGCUAUCCGUCACGAGCGCCCAGCGCCAGGGAGAGUCCGGUCGCAUGGGAAGGGGAAACGGGAGAGGCUGAAAACAACCAGACCGCCCAGCCCCGCGGUCCAGAGAGCCCAACGCACAGCCAGGGCCGGAAAAAGUGGGACGCGGAAGAGGAGGAGGCCAAAGAAGAAGCGCCGCAACCGGAGGACGAGGGAUCCACGAGUGGGGUGGAGGACGUCACGAUCUCGUGCUGUCUAUGCGGCCAGGACUUCAACUCGCGCCGCAGCAUCCGACGGCACUGCCGCAAAAUGCACAAGACCAAAUUGGAGGAGCUCCGUAAAUUUACGGACACGCGGACCGUCCCGACCAGCCUGCUGUCUAUGGUGAAAGGUCGGCCCCAAUCUCUGAGCGCACCCCCCGGCAAGUCGUGCCCCGUGUGCCUCAAAGUGUUCGCCACCAAAACCAACGUCCGCCGCCACUUUGACGAGGUGCACCGGGGCCUGCGGCGGGACGCCAUCACCCCCGCCAUCGCCUCGCGGCCCGGCCAGCCGCUGUCUCUGGAGUCCACCCCUCCCAAGAAGGGCGGCGCCGCCUCGCCGCCGCGAAGCGGCAACUCAAAGGCCGGCCCCAUCAACGCCAAAGCGGCGCUCCCCAACCAGAACCGCGCCAAGCCUACUAGUCAACCUCGCAACUCCGCGCAGCCGGCGAGCCGCUGCACGCUGUGCAAGAGGAACUACAGCUCACAGCUGAUGUUGAAGAGACACAUGCGGAUUGUCCACAAGAUUUACAGCAUCAAAAGCAACCGGUUGGGGACCGCGUCUGCCUCCACGACGCAAACUGCACACGCGACCAACAACAACAGCGGCGGUAGAGUGUUGCCUAGCAACAACGUCCAAGUCAAACAGGAAGCGGUUGACCAUUCAGAAGACGAGCAAGAAGAGGACAUGGACCAAAGCCCGCCCGCGUCUCCCGCUCAGAGCACCGGCUCAACAAAAAGCGCCGCUGCGGUUCCCGCCGCCCUGAAAGUGAAGGAGGAGGAGACCGCGUGGAGCCCGAAGGCGGCGGCGGCGGCAACCGCCACCUUGACCGGGAGUCAGGCGGCCAAAAGCAAACUGUCGGUGGGCUUCGACUUCAAGCAGCUCUUCUGCAAGCUGUGCAAACGGCAGUUCAGCUCGCGUCAGAACCUGUCCAAGCACAUCGAGCUGCACAUGGACGGCAACGACAUCUUCAUCAAGUUCUACCGCUGCCCGCUGUGCCGCUACGAGUCGCGGCGCAAGCGCGACGUCCUGCGCCACGUGACGGUGGUGCACAAGAAGUCCUCGCCCUACCUGGCGAAGAUCAUGCCCAAACUGGAGAGCCGGGCGGUCAAGAGACUCGCCGAGGCCGUCCUCAACAGCGCCAAUCCCAAGAAGGCGGUCGGCGGCGGCGGCAAGGGGGAAGUCGACAAACGCCACGCGACCCCCGCGCCCUCCCCCUGCCCGCCGCCUCUCAUCACCCGCAAGCAAGACGGCGCCGCGUCGGUGUCCUCGCCGCCGCCUGCCGCCCCCGCUCGGAAAACGCAGGAGCCGCCGCCGCCGACUCCGUCACCCGCUCCCUCCCCGCCCGUCACGCGCAAGCAGGACAGGCAACAGGCGCACCAGCCGCGCCCCGCCAGCCCCCCGAUGACCCGCCGCAGCGACAAACACUCGCAUCACCGUAACCCGUCGUCCGCCUCGGGGCCGCACACCCGCCGCCAAGACGCGCCGUCCGAGAGCGGCGUCGCCGGAUCGUCUUCUACCGAAGUCCGAGUGACCAAGAACUUCUCCUUGCACGCCUGCGACCAGUGUGGGCGCGCCUUCGCAAAGAAGUUGUACUUGGAGUCUCACAAGCGAAGUCACCGCAACGCAGCGACGGCGGCGGCCAGCAGGAGGAAAGGUGUCAGCACGCGCUCCAAGUCGCUCGUGUGGUGAAAAAAAAGAACAAAACGCAGUGUAAGAACUCUCUUGAUACACUUUGCCCGUACUUCACCCCCUCCUCCAAAUUUUCCCUUUAUACUCCCCGCCCCCUCCCCAACACACACCCACUUCACCUGCACCCCCUCCCCUCGGCCCCCCCACGGCCGCAACAUUCACCACACAAAAAGCCAGAGUGCAUACUUGAAUUAGUGUUUUCAAAGGUGCGUUUGUAACUGUCCCCCACCCCCACCCCUCACGUAUGUCGAAUACGGAUCCCGUGAAGAGCAGAAACGAAACGUUUACCAGCUGUUUCCUUCUUUUAUGUCGAUGCGAAAUUGAGCUCUUUUGUCUCGUGCCCCCCCCCACCCUGCCGCAUUUCCUCCCACUUUCCGUCUCCUCCCCGGCUGGCACAAUGCUUCGAUUUCGGAAAGUUGAUUCAAAAAGUGGACAGAUGAAGGAAACAAACAAGAAGUGAAGAACGAAGUUCCAACAAUUUUUGUUAACCCCCCCCCGAAGAUAUCCUAUUUGUUUGGGAGCAAUGGAGUGGAACUGCAGAUGAAAGCAGCCUGUCACGCCAAAACUGUCCAGCAGAUGGUGCUGCCACCCAUGAAAACUAUUGGGCGCGUUUGAAAUCACGGAGAACGAUUGAUGGAUGUCGAUGAAGAGCUACCCCCCCCCGCCCCCCCCCCACCCCAACACGUUUUGGUGGACAAAUCACCAAUUCCAAACCCUACAAUCUUACUUCAGAAAUAAUAUAAAGAAUUUAUAGUAUGUAUAUAGAUAGAUGUAUUUCCUUACACUUGAAUGGUCAGUGUGAGCCACAUUGUUUGAUUAUCCGGAACGUUUGAGUUGAAAAUAAAUUCUCGUAUUCUAAAGGUUGAAUUCCAAAAUGUGACCCAGGACAGAAAAAUCCCCAAAUUUGUUCAGACUUCCCUCCAAUUGGAGGACGUGACUUUUUGAUUUUGCAUUUGCGUCCUUAAAUGUCUACCUUUACUGAUUUAGUAGCUUUAACCGAGAAGUUGAUUUGAAAAGUCUUUCAUUUAGGUGCUCAGGUAGUCUGCGAAACACUGGUGAGAUGAAGACCAAAUGUAAAUAACGUUCACACAGAAAAAGCCCGGAAAUGGAAUAAAGGCCUGAAACUUUAUUUUUAUACAACAGAAGAGACACACGAGUGCUAUGGGAAAGGUGGAAAUGUAUAAAUUAUUCUUCCUCUGUGGAUGUGUUAUUAGAUGAAAUAGUCACAAUAGUUGACGUCAAAUAUGUCUGACCAGUCUGAGCGUUUUAGAGCGACGACACUCAAGGUAUGCCGGAGACUUUAUUUUUUUUCCAUGUUGCCAUCUGGAGUUAGCUACUUUUCAAAUGGGAUCAGAAUGUACAAACCACACACAAAUAAACGUGGAAACUUAA